This is a messenger RNA of Pseudoliparis swirei, 4184 nucleotides long. RefSeq names its product discs, large homolog 3 (Drosophila) (gene dlg3). Gene Ontology annotation, biological process: chemical synaptic transmission. The record is from RefSeq and is a predicted model, not a curated record. NCBI's taxonomy places the organism in Eukaryota, Metazoa, Chordata, Actinopteri, Perciformes, Liparidae. Gene Ontology annotation, cellular component: neuromuscular junction; neuron projection; postsynaptic density membrane. Gene Ontology annotation, molecular function: kinase binding. Bases 203 to 2812 code for a protein of 869 amino acids. The transcript is spliced from 24 exons.
UCUCCUCUGGUCUCAUCUUAACCCUGCGCGUGGGAGUGCACCGCAGACCAACGGGGAGUGUCUCCCGACUGGCUUUUAAACUCAACAUCUCACUCGUUUGUGAAGGAAUUCGCGACAGUUACGGUUGGAUAACUACCCGGGACUAUAACUAUAAUUAUAUAUUUCUUCUCCUUAAAAAAAACCUUUCAAAACCGUUAUUUACAUGUCUAUUUUUGGAGGUGGCCAUACCAUGGUACAUAAAUACGACACAGAGCGAGCAGUGGGGCUGCUCAGAUGCUACCAGGCCAACCUGACCAGUCCAGAGGAGCAGGCCCUGAAGAACAGUGUGGGCAAAGUCUCUUCCAUCUUGGGUAGUCAGCUGUUCCAUGCCCUUCUUGAUAUUCAAGAGUGUUACGAGGUGACCUUGCAACUGAACACAGGACAAAGUGUUGUGAAAGAAGACGGCAGGAAGGAUGCGUUGGAGGCCCAGGAGGAAGAGGAUGGUGUGUCUCUGGUGCAAGUGACCAGCAGGAGGAGCUCUCACAAAGUGGAGCGAGUUUCUGGCUUGGUGACUCUAUCUCAUGUCGAAGUGCCAAAGGCCAACCCUCCCCCCAUCAUCGUCAACGCAGACUCACUAGAUGCAGGCCCUUAUGUAAAUGGCAGUGAUGGGAUGUACAAAUAUGAAGAGAUCAUCUUGGAGAGGGGGAACUCUGGCCUAGGCUUUAGCAUUGCUGGAGGAAUAGACAAUCCCCAUAUUCCUGAUGAUCCGGGGAUCUUCAUCACCAAGAUUAUUCCUGGAGGAGCAGCUGCUAUGGAUGGAAGGCUGGGGGUGAAUGACUGCGUGCUACGUGUGAACGAUGUGGACGUGUCUGAGGUGGUUCACAGUCAGGCGGUGGAAGCCCUGAAGGAGGCGGGGCCAGUGGUGCGGCUGCUGGUCCGACGGAGGCAGGCACCACCCGAGACGAUUCUAGAAGUCAACCUGCUCAAAGGGCCCAAAGGGCUUGGAUUCAGCAUCGCUGGAGGGAUCGGCAACCAACAUAUCCCAGGAGACAACAGCAUCUAUAUUACCAAGAUCAUAGAAGGAGGAGCUGCCCAAAAAGAUGGACGGCUGCAGACUGGAGACCGCCUGCUUGCUGUGAACAACAUCGUGCUCCAGGACGUGCGUCAUGAGGAGGCCGUGGCUGCGCUGAAGAACACCUCCGAUAUGGUUUACCUCAAGGUGGCGAAACCAGGACCUGUGCACCUCAAUGACAUGUACGCUCCUCCAGACUACUCCAGCACCUUUCCUACCAUGGUGGACAACCACGUCGGCCACAACUACAUGGGGGCAAUGGAGCCUAAGCCCGUGUACCCGCCGCCCCAGGUCACCCCGUCCAGGUACUCGCCAGUUCCCCGCCACAUGCUGGGGGAGGAAGACUUCACGAGGGAGCCAAGGAAGGUGUUGCUGCACAAGGGCUCCACAGGCCUGGGCUUCAACAUCGUUGGUGGGGAGGAUGGGGAAGGUAUCUUCGUCUCCUUCAUCCUGGCAGGAGGGCCGGCUGACCUGAGCGGCGAGCUGAGGAGGGGCGACCGGAUUCUUUCGGUGAAUGGAGUGAACCUAAGGAACGCCACACAUGAGCAGGCGGCUGCAGCACUGAAGAGAGCUGGACAGACUGUCACCAUCAUAGCUCAGUACAGGCCUGAAGAGUAUAGUCGCUUUGAGUCCAAGAUCCACGACCUGAGGGAGCAGAUGAUGAACAGCAGCAUGAGCUCAGGAUCAGGCUCCCUGCGCACCAGUGAGAAACGCUCCCUCUAUGUCAGAGCCUUGUUUGACUAUGAUCGAACGAGGGACAGCUGCCUGCCCAGCCAAGGCCUGAGCUUCUCUUACGGGGAUAUCCUCCACGUCAUAAACGCUUCUGAUGACGAGUGGUGGCAGGCGAGGCUGGUCACACCGCAUGGAGAGAGCGAGCAGAUCGGGGUCAUUCCGAGCAAGAAAAGAGUGGAGAAGAAAGAGCGAGCCAGGUUAAAAACAGUCAAGUUCCACGCCAGGACAGGCAUGAUUGAAUCCAACAGGCCAGUCAAAGUAAAGCGCAAAAAAAGCUUCAACCUCUCACGCAAGUUCCCGUUUUACAAGAGCAAGGAGAAUAUUGUGCAGGAGUUGGGGGAGUCUGAACAAUGCCUGACGUCCAACACCAGUGACAGUGAAAGCAGUUCGAAGGGGCAGGAGGACACGAUUCUUUCCUAUGAGCCGGUCAUUCGACAGGAAAUCCACUACACGCGGCCUGUGAUCAUACUGGGCCCCAUGAAGGACAGAGUAAACGAUGACCUCAUCUCCGAGUUCCCCCACAAGUUUGGCUCCUGUGUACCCCAUACGACUCGUCCGAGGCGAGAGAUCGAGAUGGACGGCCAGGACUACCACUUUGUGGGCUCGCGAGAGCAAAUGGAGAAGGACAUUCAGGAUAAUAAGUUCAUUGAGGCCGGCCAGUUCAAUGAGAACCUCUACGGGACGAGCAUCUUGUCCGUCCGCACCGUGGCUGAGAGGCAGGGGAAGCACUGCAUUCUGGAUGUGUCGGGGAAUGCCAUUAAACGACUGCAGCAAGCACAACUUUAUCCGAUUGCCAUCUUUAUUAAACCAAAAUCCAUUGAAGCCCUGAUGGAAAUGAACAAGAGGCAGACGUACGAGCAGGCCAAUAAAGUCUUUGACAAGGCGGUGAAGCUGGAGCAAGACUUUGGAGAGUAUUUCACAGCUAUCGUACAGGGCGACUCACUAGAGGAGAUCUACAACAAAAUCAAGCUCAUCAUCGAGGAGCAGUCUGGUCCCUACAUCUGGAUCCCCUCCUCCGAGAAGCUUUGAGCUCCCUGCCGUGCCCUCUGCGUCGGUGCAGCGCUCCCCUCUUGCCUCCCAGAGACCCCACCCGAGCCCAAAUAGCCCCCGUCCUCACUUCCUUUUUGCAGAUAUGUUUCAUAUCAAGUUUUAGUGUCAUCAUUAUGUUACUCUCUAAAUGAAAAAGAAGUCUUAUCACCAUUACUGUGACUGUGCACACCCCUGCAUGAGUUUCUCAACAAAUCCAUUCAAGACUGGAAAUGCCAUUCCAAAGGAAUUUGUCAAAUGAAAACAAAAGGGAAAAGGAAUCGAUCCUUUUGUGAACUGGGACUGACUGAAGAUCAGAAUGUUACAGAAAUCUGGAAAGAGGAGUUGGGAUUCAAAAAGAAGUCGCAGGGAAACAGAGACAAAUCAUACCAAGUUGGAACACUUUGUAAAUGUUCAUCAAAUCACAUUUAAAAAGACGUGCGAGAUGAGAAGUGAAGACCAAUUACGGUUUGUUUUUUCUUUUUCUAAAAAGACUGGAUAAACUCGAGCCCUGCUGAUGGUAUUGUUCAAGGAGUCGUCUCGUGUUUAUAAGGACUGAGGACAUUAGUGGAGCCGACAAACCGGUGAUCUAUUUAUCACUAACCAGCUCGCUGUUUGGCCGUCUGCCAGUUGUCUGCGUUGCAGCUGAUGAAGACGUCUCGGGAGGCAGAUCAAGAGGCAGAACCGCGUUGUGAAUCUACAUUUAUAUUAUGAAAUCACAAGAUCAAUGAUAAAAAUCCCACUGAGAUUUUACGACAUAUUAAAAACUACACGUUUUACACGUCACUAGAAUUGUCAAUUUGGAGGGCUGUUAGAUUUUUAUUUUUUUCAUCUUUCUUUGUGGGAUUAUUUGUUUGGUUUUUAGCUGCUCUGUGUAAAGGAUGGAGGUAGAGAAGUGUAACUGGGCUCUCUGCAAAACACCAAACUGCCUUACUUCAAAUACAAAUUCUGUUGUGUGGCUACCUGUCGUCUGAGUGAGGCUGCACACAAAUAACAGCGAAAAGAGGGAAUACCAUCUUCUUUUCUUCCGUUUUGUGGUGUCCCUGACUGCCAGGAGGCCUGACUUGAGUGCAAUAGUUAAAACAAAGUCUCACCUCUGCAACGGAUUAAGUAAAGUCUCACCUGCAUUUCAACCCUUCUUUCUAUUUAAUAAUACAAAAUUGGCCAUCGGAUUACGAUGAGCAGCCAGAGCCUCGUGACUCCUGUUGCGCAGCAGACCCCCGAUUACACUCUCUGCCUUCUAGAGGAUUCUCUUCUGGUUGACUGGUCACAUGGUACUGUCCUAUCUGCCGCCAUGAUGGUGGCCUUAAAACGGGUAGAACAAGACAAUAAUUGUAUUGGAUGUCCUAACAAUUAAAGAGUAAAUUUAACCUGU